CACUUCCACAGCUAUGCUGCACACAGCUUCAAGAACAGGGGGUCUAUGAUUAUCACAGGUAUUUACUGGUAGUGCUAGGGAGCGUUGCAGACCUUCUACAGAGAGCAUUUGGAUACAGGAGGUUUUUCAGUCAGAGGAGACACAGAGAGAAGGCAGAAAUGGCAACUGGUGGUGUAACCUCCCAUAAGGGAGCGAUACAACAUCUCUCAAAGUUGACGAUUGUGCUGCUGGGGGGGAGAUAUGCUGGCAAGAGUUCAGCAGGAAACACCAUCCUGGGAAGAGAGGAGUUUGAGUCUGGAGUAAGAACUGCACAGUGCGUGAAGAGAAAGGGUGGAGUAGCUGGGAGGCAGGUCACUGUGGUCGACACACCGGGAUGGUGGAGCAAUAUAUUUCCACAGCUCACUCCAGAGCUGGUUAAACAGGAGAUUGUGUGCAGUGCGUCUCUUUGUCCCCCAGGAUGCCACGUUUUCUUGCUGGUCAUGGAUUUGAAAUCAUCUUUCUCAGGUACACAAAGGAAAAAGGUUAAGAAACACCUGAAGCUUCUUGGUGAGAGAGUCUGGAGACACACUAUAGUGCUGUUCACCAGGGGAGACUGGCUGGGAGGCAGAACCAUUGAGCAGUGCAUUGGGACUGCAGGGGAGCCCCUUCAGUGGCUUGUAGAGAAAUGUGGGAACAGGUAUCAUGUGCUCAACAACAAGAACAGCGGUGAUGGCGCUCAGGUCACAGAGCUGCUGGAGAAAAUAGAGAUGAUGAUGGCAGAACUUGGUGGCCAGAACUAUGAAAUGGAUAGAAAGCUCAUCCAGGAGAUGGAAGAGAGGAGGAGGGCAGUAGAAGAAAAAGCGAAACAGAGGUGGAUGGAUGUGCAGGAACAGAGGAAGGCUCUGAGAAAUCUUCUCGAAGGGAAGGAACACCAUCUCUCCGAGCUGAGGAUUGUGCUGCUUGGGGCCAGACAGACUGGCAAGAGUUCAGCCGGAAACACCAUCCUGGGCAGAGAGGAGUUUGAGCCUGGAAGAAGAACUGCACAGUGUGUGAAGAGACAGGGCGAAGUAGCUGGGAAGCAGGUCACUGUGGUUGACACACCAGGGUGGUGGUGGCAUUAUACUAUCGAGCUAAUAACAGCACUAGAUAAACAGGAAAUCGUGUGCAGUGUGUCUCUGUGUCCCCCAGGACCCCACGCUCUCCUGUUGGUCAUAGAUUUGAACUCAGCAUUCCCAGAGACAUACAGAAAAUCAAUAGAGCAACACAUGGGGCUUCUGAGUGACACCGUCUGGAGACACACUAUGGUGCUAUUCACAUCUGAAAAUCAGCUGCAAGACACAGCCAUUGAACAGCACAUCGAGACCGAAGGGGCAGCCCUCCAGUGGCUUGUAGAGAAAUGUGGGAACAGGUAUCAUGUUCUCAGCAAUGCAGACAGAGAUGAUGUAACUCAGGUCACAGAGCUGCUUAAGAAAAUAGAGGAGAUGGUGGCAGGAUAUGGUGGCCAGCACUGUGAAUUCAACAGAAUGCACAUCCAGAUGGUGGAAGAGAGGAGGAGGGCAGUGGAAGAAAAAGCGAAACAGAGGUGGAUGAAAGUACAGAAUCAAAGGAAGGCUAUCAGAGCACUUUUCAGAGUGGAGGAACACCACCUGUCAGAGCUGAGGAUUGUGCUGCUUGGGGGCAGACAGACUGGCAAGAGUUCAGCCGGAAACACCAUCCUGGGCAGAGAGGAGUUUGAGUCUGGAGUAAGAACUGCACAGUGUGUGAAAAGACAGGGCAAAGUAGCUGGGAAGCAGAUCACUGUGGUUGAAACACCAGGGUGGUCUAGCAGUAUAUAUUCGUUCCCUGCUCUAACACUGGUUGGACAGGAGAUUGUGUGCAGUGUGUCUCUGUGUCCCCCAGGACCCCAUGCUUUCCUCCUGGUCAUAGAUUUGAGCACGUUGUUCCCAGAGACAAACAGGAGACCAACAGAGGAGCGCAUGGAGCUGCUUGGUGAAAGCGUCUGGAGACACACUAUGGUGCUAUUCACCUGUGGAGACUGGUUGGGAGACACAUCUAUUGAGGAGCACAUUGAGACCGAAGGGACAGCCCUCCAGUGGCUCGUAGAGAAAUGUGGGAACAGGUAUCAUGUUCUCAACAACGAAAACAGAGAUGAUGGCACUCAGGUCACAGAGCUGCUGGAGAAGAUAGAGGAGAUGGUGGCCAAAAACAAUGGUUGUUACUUCACUAGAGAGAGAAGGGGUGAGGGGUAUAACCAGUGGUCGUUUGGAAACAAAGUGAAUGAAAAGAAGCUGAAACAGAAUUUUGAGGAGGAAUGGAGGAGAAGAGAAGAGGAGCUGAUAGAAAGGAUGUCACAGGUGUUGGUCAAAUUGGAGACAGGGGAAUCCACAUCGCCAGUCAUCAACAGGAAGAGCAGCAUUGAACACUUUCCCCCCAGCUUGAGCGGAGGGUCUCCAGUCCCCUCUGAAGCCAGCAGCUCUGUGGGGAACUAUAGAUUGGCUCAUGAAGUAUCCAGAAAGAAGGUGUCAUGGUGGAUGAGAGGGAUUCAGCCGGAGAGUUUAGCAUCAUCUGGAUAUGGAACAAGGAGUUCUGUGGUCAGUGAGGAGGAGAUGCCUGACACCAAGAGACUGGAAGAGGACAGUGUGGAUGACACUCCAAACUAGAAACACGGCUCUGCCCUGCCACCAUCUGCUAAUGAAAAAGACCAGGUUUUCCCCACCUUGUUGUAGUUGUGAUAAUAUAGCACCCACCCCAGUUUCUGAUGCGUCUGUCUGUAUGAUCAUCACCUUGGUUAAGUCAGGGGUCACCCACACUGGUUCUGAGCACAGCGAACCCUUCAGAUUCUCGGGUGCCUUGUCAGCCUCUGGGGUCCGCUUCAUAACACGGGGGAGACGGACUAUUGUUAAACCCAUCAGGGGACCCGCAAAAGUGGCAAAAUGUGGCAUUAACCAUCUGUGAUAUUUUAUCAAAUCAGUGAAUGUCUGGGACCCCACAGCAGCAGAACAAAUUGCCUUCAUUCUGCCAGGAAUAGGGAUGGGUAGGUCAGCCAGGAUUUGUCCUUCU
Messenger RNA from Megalops cyprinoides (Indo-Pacific tarpon), 3039 nucleotides. Its product is annotated as GTPase IMAP family member 8-like. Bases 159 to 2639 code for a protein of 826 amino acids. The transcript is spliced from 6 exons. The record is from RefSeq and is a predicted model, not a curated record. Lineage: Eukaryota; Metazoa; Chordata; Actinopteri; Elopiformes; Megalopidae. Gene Ontology annotation, molecular function: GTP binding.